Molecule: messenger RNA, 2198 nt
Organism: Rhinopithecus roxellana (golden snub-nosed monkey)
Lineage: Eukaryota; Metazoa; Chordata; Mammalia; Primates; Cercopithecidae
Gene: YIPF2
Product: Yip1 domain family member 2
Exons: 9
Coding region: 236-1183 (315 amino acids)
Biological process (GO): vesicle-mediated transport
Cellular component (GO): Golgi apparatus; membrane
Molecular function (GO): small GTPase binding
Source: RefSeq, a predicted model, not a curated record
GUAGGCUCUGACGGGUAGGCAAGCUGCGCAGUCGCACAGAGCCCCAGCCACGCCGGCCCAGGUGGCCUCCGGUGAGGGGGGCGGAGCGCACCUGUGGCGACGGGGCGACGAGUUCAAGCCUCCGUGGGUGCAGCUGGCCGCCAGGUAGGGCUGGGGGCCGAGGGACUGGCGUGGGGGGAGCGUGCCUGACCGGUCUUGUCCUCAGCGAGGCAUGCGGAGACGCCCCUGAACGACCAUGGCAUCGGCUGACGACCUGACCUUCCACGAAUUCGAGGAAGCCACUAAUCUUCUGGCUGAGACCCCAGAUGCAGCCACAACCAGCAGAAGUGAUCAGCUGACCCCACAAGGGCACGUGGCUGUGGCCGUGGGCUCAGGUGGCAGCUAUGGAGCCGAGGAUGAGGUGGAGGAGGAGAGUGACAAGGCUGCGCUCCUGCAGGAGCAGCAGCAGCAGCAGCCCGGAUUCUGGACCUUCAGCUACUAUCAGAGCUUCUUUGACGUGGACACCUCACAGGUCUUGAACCGGAUCAAAGGCUCACUGCUGCCCUGGCCUGGCCACAACUUUGUGCGGCACCAUCUGCGGAAUCGGCCGGAUCUGUAUGGCCCCUUCUGGAUCUGUGCCACGUUGGCCUUCGUCUUGGCUGUCACUGGCAACCUGACGCUGGUGCUGGCCCAGAGGAGAGACCCCUCCAUCCACUACAGCCCCCAGUUCCACAAGGUGACCGUGGCAGGCAUCAGCAUCUACUGCUACGCGUGGCUGGUGCCCCUGGCCCUGUGGGGUUUUCUGCGGUGGCGCAAGGGUGUCCGGGAGCGCAUGGGGCCCUACACCUUCCUGGAGACCGUGUGCGUCUACGGCUACUCCCUCUUUGUCUUCAUCCCCAUGGUGGUCCUGUGGCUCAUCCCUGUGCCUUGGCUGCAGUGGCUCUUUGGGGCACUGGCCCUGGGCCUGUCGGCCACCGGGCUGGUAUUCACCCUCUGGCCUGUGGUCCGUGAGGACACCAGGCUGGUGGCCAUGGUGCUGCUGUCUGCGGUUGUGCUGCUCCACGCACUCCUGGCUGUGGGCUGUAAGUUGUACUUCUUCCAGUCGCUGCCUCCGGAGAACGUGGCUCCUCCACCCCAAAUCACAUCUCUGCCCUCAAACAUCGCGCUGCCCCCUACCCUGCCACAGUCCAUGCCCCCCUCCUAGAAAGGCCCGGGUCCCACAGACAAUUCUUCUUUCAGGCAACACCUAAGUGGACCAACCCCUAUGCCUGUCCUGCCCCCCAGAUGAUGACUGAAGGCUCCCUUGACACCUUGAGAUGACUCCGCUACUUUCCAGACUUUUCUUACAAAGCAAACACUUUUAUUUUCUAUGCAAAGGUGAUUCAGAGAAUUUAUAUAAAGGCGGGAGAGGGGCAGCCGAGCAGGGAGCUUUGGGACAGGGCUGGGGCCCCCAUAUCCCCCUGGGCCACCUGCUUUCCCUCUCAUGGCUCCCCUGGACAGGAGAGAGAGCCAAGGGGGCGCUCCAGCCUGGACAGCACCCGCUCCAGCUUGGGUGCACACAUGGCGGGCCUGGGUCUGGGCCUGAGCUCCAGCAUCUGAGUUUGGGGGGGUCAGAAACAGGGAAGCAGAAGGAGAAGAAAACUGCCUGUGCUGCAACACGUUUCCUUGUUUAUUUUUUCUUUUUUUUUUUUUUCUGGAGGGAGAGGUCCCUGCAAGGUCCCUUCCCAGGCAGGGGAGGGACGGAAAUGCCGUCACAGUAGUAGGGACUGGAGCGUCUACAAGGAUGGAGGGGAGCUACUCAGGCCUAACACUAGCUACAAGGAAAAAGGACGCCUUCCGUGACAGAUCUUUGAGGUGUCUGUGUCUGCCCCAAGUGGCCGGCAGUGGCCUUCCCUCCGGGCCCAAGGCCUGCAGCCACCUGCUCUAACUCUGGGUUGGGGGGUGCUGGGGGGACUGCAGGGGCUCGGGGACAGGACAGCAGCAAGAGGCAGGGGCCGAGGACGGAGGCUUUCCCGACAGUGGGGUGGGUUGUACAUUCAAGUGUGAGGUGAACCCUUUGGUGGGGAGGGGGCCCCUGAAGCCUCGGCGGGGCCACCCCUCCCCGCGGCGCCUCUGAGUCUAGGGAGGGGCUGCUGGCUCGGCCCGGCCGGCCUGGCUUCACAGAGGGUCUGCGGAUUGACACUGGUUCUUUUCGUAAAAAAAUAAAAUUAAAAAAAGCA